AUGUACCCAUUGACUAAAGUUGAACUAAAGGCCUCAAAGAUACAACAAGAUAACCAGAAACAGCAGAUCUUAAGUCAAAACUAUAAAGCUAAAGCUCAACAGAUAUGGGAGUGGGCUCUUGAAGACAAAGACACUUCCUCGUUAUUUAACGAAACUACUACUAAUGUUCCGUCGUAUCCUCAUCCUGUGACUAACUAUAAUGAGCUUCGACUGGAAGUUGGAUCGUUAACAUACUCCAAUAAACAAUUGGAGUCUAUCAUGUUAUUUGUUGCUACCUAUUGGAUUAAUACUGUGAUAGUAGAGUUAAAUAUACGUAAACUAUUCCAAGAUAAGCAAGUGGUCCAGAAACUACCAGCAUCUUCACUUAUAUGGAGAGAAAACUUGCUCUACAAUAUAAAGGAUCCUAUUCGGAAACCAGAGAUAAUGAACUUAUUACAAGAAUUAGUUGGGAAGGAAUUUGAGAAUGAGAAAGCAAUAUCAAAAUUGUUGGAUGGGAACCAACUUGGGGGGUUUGGUCUAGGAGAAGAAUAUGGUACUUCAGAGUGUUUCAACUCAUUACAAGUGUUGAGAACCUUUUACCAUAAUUACAGAGCUCUGUCUGACCAUUUUGGUUAUCCUGAAUCAGAUGUCAUUGCUGAGCUUAAAUCAGAAACAUUCAUUAAAUUUGAAUCUCCUCAUAUCGAUUCUUCAGAAUAUGAAUUGCUUAUUGCCAAUGCAUUUGAGAAAUAUCAUUCAACGGUUAAAAGAAACCCACUUAAUAGUCGAUUAGAACUAAUCCUUUCACUUUCAUCAGGGUUACUUCGAGGCUCAAAAUUCACUCCUUCAUUAUCAAUAUUCAAAUUAAUCUUAGAUAAGCUUGGCCAGGCUGGACUUUUCAAUUACCAAUCCAUAGUCUUUGAUGCCCUUUGUUCUCCAGAUUGGAGUAGAUCACUACUUGGGACUCCUGUUGAAGAUACCAAUGUUAUAACUAUUAAACCUGGUCGUAUUGCAGCUCAAUAUAGAAAUUUGGUCCAAUCACAUCCUGAAUUUUUAACCAGUUUAAUGACUUACGCAGCAGACCGGAAAGAUGAACUACUUUUCCUAGAGUUUCUUGCAUUUUUAAGACUAGAAGAUACCAUUGAACAUGAAAAGGUGUUACGACGUUCAAUCUACUCCAAUAUCAUUUCCAGAUCACGGUUCCCCACCCCGGCCAAUAUCUCCCUACAUCCAGUGGUGUAUCAAUCAGUCAAUCCCAUUAUGGUUGACAUUGAAGUGAUAUAUGAAGCCAUAAGGCUUGCCAUUGAUUUAAACAAGUUCGAGUAUAUUGAUUUACUUAUCAAUAAGCUUCUUGCCCAUUUGGUUAUGGAGAAACCAUCUGGACACCUCAAACUUAUUCUUUUCUAUGGUGAUGUGAAUAUAGUUGAUAAUGAUAAGUUUCAAGUUGUUCUUGGUAUACCGGAGAUGCGGUCACGUGAUUUUGGUGGUUACAUAUUUACCAAACAAUUGAUAAAACUUGUGUUGAAAGCUGCUAGGAAAUCCGAUGACGUGGGCCGAUUAAUGUGGUUGAUUCCACAUAUCGAUAACUACUUAGCCAGUGUUUUCAAUGGGUGUGUUGAGCAUUUGAAUGACAUGGACGAAUUUUUGCGGUGCUUCAAUAAGUCUCAAAUUGGAACUAAAGAGUACACCAAAUUCAUGACACAAGAUAUCAACUCACCUAUUGAUAUUUGUUUUAUCAAUGAGCUUAGUCAAACGCUACGAGUACUUGGGAUUGAGGGGAAAUGGAAUACAUAUAAUGAGUUAUUGGAUUUUGAUAGAGUUGAUGUCGAGCAGGUUGUUAAGACCAAUAAGGAAGUGGAGUGUCUUAAGCAAACAAUGAAGUAA
Lizanozyma spartinae is the source of this 1860-nucleotide messenger RNA. RefSeq lists its product as uncharacterized. NCBI's taxonomy places the organism in Eukaryota, Fungi, Ascomycota, Pichiomycetes, Serinales, Debaryomycetaceae. The transcript has 2 exons. The record is from RefSeq and is a predicted model, not a curated record. The coding region runs from base 1 to 1860 and encodes 619 amino acids.